Phytophthora nicotianae INRA-310 is the source of this 1512-nucleotide messenger RNA. RefSeq lists its product as hypothetical. The coding region runs from base 817 to 1407 and encodes 196 amino acids. The transcript has 2 exons. NCBI's taxonomy places the organism in Eukaryota, Oomycota, Peronosporomycetes, Peronosporales, Peronosporaceae. The record is from RefSeq and is a predicted model, not a curated record.
AGCAAUCGUUGUCCGACGGAGCACAACGAGGGACUCGUUUAGGAGGGAAGGGGGUCAUUUCGUCAAGGUCAAGUGACUCACCAAGGCCAGAUGUCCGUGGACACAUCUUUGGCGGCGAUACGGAGCAAGUAUUCCAGGGACCGUCAUUGCAUCGCUCUUCCACAUGCUCCGUACGUGCUGCCCGUAAACGCCGGAGGCGCACAGCCCAGCUGCUGGGUCAUGGCCACCGCCUGGGCCCCUGACUCACACUGGCUGCCCAGCUCACUUCCUUUCCAGCAUUUCGCUCAUGCUCUCCCUUCUUAUCGAGAUCGUCAUGCAGGCUUUGCGAUAGCAGGGAAUGAGUCAGGGUCUCCAUGCCAUCGACCAGGAGGUGCCCGUAAACGUAAAAAGAUACACGCAAAAAAAAUCGCGCCUGAAAAAUUCUUAUUUAGGCGCAGACGAAUCUGUGGCUCAAAUAUUUCACGCGAAGAGAAAGUGGCGACGACGAGAAAGCUGAAGGCGUAGCCUGCCAGGCAUUCGGUUUGGGAAGAUCGACGCAGCCAGCACUUCGCUGCAGCGCAGGAUAAGGACGCACUCUUCCUAUCCUCAAGAUGACGCUCCUUUCGGCUGUCGCCUGCCAUCUUACGACCACAAAAAAGCCAGCUUGAAGUUUGUCACUAAAGUGGAAUUAUCAGAUCCAUAAAUAGUGACCUCGUAUUCUCGGACGCACCCAUAGACCGGAGCGAGCAAAGAUGGCGAGCGCCGCGAUGGUCGUGUACUGCUUCGACACGCUGCAGUCGCACUUUGAACAGGGCGCCGAGCCCACGCCACGCUUCGAUGUGCAUCAGGAAUAGUGCGUCCUCCGACUGCCUUGCCAUACGCAUGCAAAGUAAAAUAUUUUCAGUUUCUAAAGCAUUGUGCUCUAUUUGUGCCAGUCCGCUUUUCGUGACGUGGGAGAUCGAGGAAUACGGCGGUACUCACCUGCGCGGCUGCAUCGGCACGCUGACGCCCACACGGCUGCGCAACCUGCGCGACUUCACGCUCAAGAGCGCGCUGCGUGACCACCGCUUCGACCCCAUCGAACCGCAGGAACUGCAGCGCCUGCACUGUUCCGUGUCGCUGCUCCUCGACUAUAAGGGCGCCGAAAGCUACGACGACUGGGAGAUUGGCACGCACGGGAUCAUUAUCAACUUCAACGACUCGCGCGGCAACGAGUUCAGUGCCACGUAUUUACCGCAAGUAGCGCGGGAACAGGGCUGGAACCAUGUCGAGACGGUCACGUCACUCAUGCGAAAGGCAGGCUACCGUCGCAGCGUCUCUGAAGAUAUGCUGAAGACCGUCAAGGUCACGCGCUACCGCAGCUCCAUCCACAAGCUCACGUACCGGCAGUAUCUCUCCAUCAAACAAGAGAUACUGGACAUUGCGUGAGCUUCUCGCUCGCUAACUGCACGUUUAUAUUGGUGCUCUAACCGCGAAUGAGUUACCGCAUUUAAUGAAGUUGGAAUUUGCAUGUUUCGGAGCAUCAUUCACGCU